AUGAAGAAACAAAAUAGAUCAUUGGAUGAAUUGACAUUUGUUUCAUUUACCGGGAUCUGGGGGUCUAUUUAUUCUAUUGUCUUUUUGAUUUUUGUUUUGGUGGUUCAAUUCUGGACUGCAUUAUUCCCAAUUGGUAGUAAAGGAAAAGCUAGUGCUGAAAACUUUUUCCAAAACUAUUUAGGUGCAGUUGUCAUUUCGGUAUUCUAUUUGGCUCAUAAAUUAUACAGUAGAAGAUGGAGAAUUUGGAAGAGCUUGGAUGAUAUUGAUUUAGACACCGGUAGAAGAAAUGCAGAUUUGGAUUUAAUUAAAAUGGAAUUAGAGGAAGAGAAACUUGCAAAUAAGCAAAAAUCAUUCCUUGUUCGUAUGUUCAAAUACUGGUGUUAG
Molecule: messenger RNA, 384 nt
Organism: Candida tropicalis MYA-3404
Lineage: Eukaryota; Fungi; Ascomycota; Pichiomycetes; Serinales; Debaryomycetaceae
Exons: 1
Coding region: 1-384 (127 amino acids)
Biological process (GO): amino acid transmembrane transport
Cellular component (GO): membrane
Molecular function (GO): amino acid transmembrane transporter activity
Source: RefSeq, a predicted model, not a curated record